This is a messenger RNA of Thrips palmi, 1889 nucleotides long. RefSeq lists its product as uncharacterized. The record is from RefSeq and is a predicted model, not a curated record. Bases 311 to 1414 code for a protein of 367 amino acids. The transcript is spliced from 2 exons. NCBI's taxonomy places the organism in Eukaryota, Metazoa, Arthropoda, Insecta, Thysanoptera, Thripidae.
GGCUUUGUCGUAGUUGGCACCACUGUAGCCCGCUAUCUCCUGACUUCCCCACCGGGCAGCAGCACCUGUCUCACCAGCAUCCGCCUCGUCACGUGACCAAUAAAGCUACUCAGUUCUGAAUCUAAACCCACAGUGUGUAGACGACUUCUUUAUCCACUGCCAUCCUACAUCCCACUAACCUGAACACGACAUGGCGCAGUCUUAAGGAAAGAAAUUGCAGUGAACUUAGUGCUAAAAGUGUGAGUGAAGUGUCGUUCCUGUACAUCUGUGUGAUAAACCCUGUGAGUGGUCUGUGACCGUGACCAGUCAAAUGGCCGGCAUUUCGACCCCGGGUCAUGUGGACCUUCAAAACGGAAACAUCCAAGCCACAUGGGAGGCGUAUAAGCAGAAACUGGAUUUUUAUAUAACAUCCCUGGAGAAGGCGGGUGCGGACCCAACAGUGAAACACGCUAUCCUAAUGAGGGAAGCUGGACCUGAUGUGAUGGAUAUUUACAACUCUUUCAAGAGCAAAAUGAUAACAUACAAAGUGAACGAAGAGACACAGGAAAGAGAAGUCGACGUAGACAACUCCAAAAACUAUGAUUUGGUUCUGAAAGAGUUUGACAAAUAUGUGGCUGAGAAGAAAUGUGUCACCACUAGUCGUGAAAUCUUCAAUGCUCGGAAUCAGAAAAGAGGAGAAAGCAUCACAACCUGGGUAACCAGUCUCAGGAAUUUAAUUGCUGACUGCGAGUACAAGGAAGUGGAAGAAAGCAUGCUGAAGGAUCGAAUAAUCUGGGGAGUCUUUGAUGACAAACUCCGUGUCAACAUUAGAGCCAAGGCAAGCCUAAAACUGGAUGAGAUCAUCGAGAUAUGCAAGGCGGUUGAGGCCACUUCCAGAUACUCCAACCAGACUGAGCAGAAGGUUGCUGAGGUUGAUACGGCCCAGGCCUCGGGAUCUGGAUACAGACAGAAAACACACCAUUACAAUCAGAGCAGAAAUGCCAGCAGCAGCUCAGGAAAGAACUCUCGUGGUAACUGGGGACCGCAAAGACAGGCUCCAUACCAGAAACCUUCUCACUCUAGAAGUGAGCAGAAGUACAAAUGCCGUAAUUGUGGAACAUGGCAUUGUAAGAGGGAAUGCCCCGCCUAUGGAGCUCAAUGCAAAAUCUGUGGUAGAAAGAACCAUUUCACAAAAGUGUGUGAAACCAAGAACACUCACUCAUCCAACUCCAGGGACCAGAAGGUGAAGAAGUCAGUCGACGCAGUUGAGACCCUGGAUCUGGGCAGCGAGGAAGAGGAAGACUUGCUUCGGGGCGGCUGGAACUCAUCAGCUUCACAGUCUUCACCAGCUAAGUCACAGGCAACCGACGACGAAGGCUCGUCACCCAGGAGGCAGAGAUACAGCGGAAGAGAACGCGGUAUGGGCGACCUGUGAAGAAGCCCAGCUACUUUGGUCAAGGCGUGGAGUAACGCCAAGAAAUUACUUUAGUUUCUCAGUGUUUUGGAACCGACAAGAGGUUCAGAAGCUCAAAACACAGUGGUGUGUUUUUGUUUAUUUAAAACAUUCAAUUGUUCCUCGCGGGGCUCUUCAGAAGGGCCAACGACGAAAAGAAAAACCUUGUUUUGUAUAAAUUUGAAAUAAUAAUAAUUAUAACAAAUAUAAAGUACUACACUUUAGUUGGAAAUCGGUGAAGGAAUUGUAUGAAAAUCAUUCAUAACAUGAAUAAAUCAAAAUGAAAACUACCUGACUAGUCAUGUUUUUCAACACCCUGAAGGGGGGAGGUGUCGUAGUUGGCACCACUGUAGCCCGCUAUCUCCUGACUUCCCCACCGGGCAGCAGCACCUGUCUCACCAGCAUCCGCCUCGUCACGUGACCAAUAAAGCUACUCAGUUCUGAAUCUAAACCCACA